Messenger RNA from Entelurus aequoreus (snake pipefish), 3527 nucleotides. RefSeq lists its product as uncharacterized. Lineage: Eukaryota; Metazoa; Chordata; Actinopteri; Syngnathiformes; Syngnathidae. The record is from RefSeq and is a predicted model, not a curated record. Bases 367 to 3003 code for a protein of 878 amino acids. The transcript has 2 exons.
UUUCAGUUGCCAACAAAGAGUGAACCAGGUGUAAGUAGGCCACCAAUCAAAAUCCCACCGACUGAAAAUAAAAAACAUACUCUUCCUGAGAGUUACACAUGUAUCCCAGCUGUAGCUUUGAAAAACAGUUCUGUUUGUGUGCCAGAGUGUAAGGUACAAAGAGUUACAGGCUUAUUGGAUAGUGCAAUAGCAGAGGAAAAGAGUUGGGUCAAACAAGCACUGCCACUUCUAGAGAAGAAAGAAUUGACUUCUGAAGAUGCAAUUGCAUGGGCUGCCUAUCAUGCUUCCAAUCAACCUUCAGUGGAAGACCCCCCAGCAAGAUGUGCACUCCUUCCUCUGUUCUAUGAGAAAUCUGCCACAGCAGCCAUGAUUAAGCAUGGCAUGGAUGUUCAGAGACAGGCUGUUCAAUUUCUCAAUCCAGGACAGAUCCCUGUCACUGCAUUUGAUCAGCCUCUGUUUGCUCUGGCUAAGCUUGUACAAUGGAAAUGGCCGAACACCCAUGGUGAAAGAGUUCAUGUAGUUAUGCUGGGAGGAUUACACACAGAGAUGGCUCUCUGGAAUACACUUGGCGAUCUCCUAGAGGGCUCUGGUUGGACGACAGCACUGAUUGAAGCAGAAGUGGCAUCAAGUGGCAUGGCUGAGUCGUUUCUGAAAGCAGCACACCUAACACGAACCAGGCAUGCACACCAGGUCACUGUCUUGACACUGCACAAUCUACAACAGGAGGCUUUCAGGGUUAGUGCAGGCCCCAAAGAUGAAGAGUCCUUCAUGGCUUGGAGAAACAACAUGCUGAAGAAGAGUCCGACGUUCAUGUUCUGGGAUCUGAUCAUGAGAUAUGAAACCCUCAUUCUCAUCUUCAUAAGGGCACACAGAGAGCAGAAUUUCCUACUGUAUGUAGAAGUGCUUGAAGAACUGGCCCCUCUAUUCUUUGCCUUGGACCAUGUGAACUAUUCAAGAUGGUUGCCUGUCCAUAUCAGGGACAUGAAGUCUUUGCCCGACUCUAUCAAGGACGAGUUUGAGAAGAAUUCUCACUGGGUUCUUUCAAAGACAUCUAACAGGUUUUCUGCAAUCCCACUGGACCAAGCUCAUGAACAAGAGAACAAGAAUGUGAAAGGUUCAGGUGGUGCGGUUGGCCUCACAGAAAAUCCAACUGCCUUCAGAAGAUGGAUGCUCACAGGCCCAGAAAUGGCAAGAUUGAUAAAGGAAUUUGAAGAGGAAUAUCUCCAAGAUGACAAAGAGAGCUUCCAGCACCAUGAGCAGGGUCUUGGCACACAGAAGACAUUCCAGAGACAGGUCAACAGUCUGUCAGAUACCAUAAGGCGUAUGGGAAACCCUUUCCUGGAUGUCUUCGAGGAACUUGUGACUCUUGAUAGUCGCAACUGCGCAGAUAAAUUAGUCGCAAAUACCAUGCUCAUCCUGGAGGACACAGGGAAGAGACAAUAUCAGGAGUUUGUCAAGAAGGUGCUUGAUGAACGCACACAAUCUAUCCAUGAUCCGAUUAAAAGGAAUUCCUUGGCAGUCUUCAGGCAACCUAGACGCAAGACAAUGUCUAAAGAUGGGAAAAAGAUUAAAGUGCUUCAGAACAACGUGGCACUCUUUGGCCAGCUAUAUGUAGCUAUGCAGAGCCGUGAGAGUAAUUUGGAUGAAUUCUUUACACAUGAGGUGCAGUCCUUCCCUCCAUCUCUCUCAGACUUUGGAAAACUUCAUCUGACAGGCACCAAAUCAGACCUGCUACAAUGUCUUGAGCAGCCAGCACAAUCAGAGCCACCCUCAACCUAUGACUUCAAAGUCCUAGAUGGGGCAGUAAUUGUCCACUGCCUGCCCACUAUUAGAGUGAGCACGUUUGAUGCUUAUGCAAAUGAGGUUUUCAUCCCCUACCUGCAGAAGCAGCUGCAGGAUGCAAAACGAUUGGAUGUUGUAUGGGACACGUACAUCCCUGACAGCUUGAAGGAGUCCACCCGAGAAAAAAGAGGACGUGGUGUUCGCAGGAAAGUGUCAGGCCCGACAAAGUUGCCAGGCAACUGGAUGGACUUUCUUCGCGACCCAAUCAACAAGAAGGAGUUGUUUGAUUUCUUGACAUCCAAGAUCCAAGAGUUCAGCUGGCCACCAACCAAAGCUGUGUAUGUCACAUCGGGGCAAGCGGUGUCAGGACAAGCUUUUGGUUCCACUAGCAUGAUGGACUGUUGCAACCAUGAGGAGGCAGACACAAGGAUAGUGGUCCAUCUACAAUGCGCAUUGAAGGAGGGAGCAAAGACAGUUCUUGUGCGAACUGUGGACACUGAUGUCAUCGUGAUCCUUGCUGGUUUAUUUUAUGAUUUGGUGGUGCUUCAACCAUUGACUGACAUCUGGGUGGCUUUUGGCAUGGGAAAAAGGUUCAGAUAUUACCACAUAAACCACAUCUGCAAAAGCCUGGGGGAACCCAAAUCACAAGGUCUGCUUAUGUUCCACGCAUAUUCAGGUUGUGACACAACAUCUGCAUUUAACGGAAAAGGCAAGAAGUCAGCUUGGAGGGCCUGGCAAGCCUAUGAUGCUGCUACAGAAACAUUUAUGUAUCUGGCAAAGCAUCCAUUCCAGGAACUAAAAGUUGACUCUGAGCAUUUCCAGACACUUGAGAGGCUGACUGUGAUCCUGUACAACAGAUCCAGUCCUUUGAACUCCAUCAGUCAAACAAGGAAGGAACUCUUCUGUCAAGACAGUCGGCCGAUGGAGAGAUUACCUCCCACGCAGGAUGCCCUACUCCAGCAUGUAAAACGGGCUGUGUUUCAGGCAGGAAUCUGGGCAACCAGCACAGACACACAGCAAGUGAUUCCUUCUCCAAAGGACUUUGGAUGGACCAAGGACGAAACAGGGUCAUGGGUUCCAGUUUGGAUAACCAUUCCCGAGGUCUCCAUUGCCUGCAGAGAGCUGAUAAAAUGCUCAUGUAAAGGUGACUGUUCCAGCUGUAAAUGCAGCAAUGCUAAUAUUGACUGUUCUCCACUUUGCAAAUGCAACUGCUGCAAAUAGACACCAGAUUACUUCAUAGUGUAGUAAGAAGAGUCAUCCAGGCCAUUGGUCCUCAGCCCCCAUGCUGAUCAUGUGCACCAGCUGACUUGCCCCUUUAAUUUAUUUUUGGCCUCAAUCAGAGUUCUAACAUUAUAAUUGCAUUAAAGGUUUUAUGGAUAAUACUUCAUGUGCUGGGUCUUGAAUCAUCAUCUGAAAAUGAUACUUUUUGCUAUUUCCGUCCAUAAUGAGGCCUUAUUUGAAAGCCAAAUGGUUCAUAAUGGAAUCAAAUAUUGGCAUUCUGGCUGUUCUGGGAUGUGAAGACACUACCUGUAGACACCCUGUGCAAGUAUGAUGUAAAAACUAGCAGCAGGAGGACACAUGACAAGAAUUAGUCCUUUUUUAGUAUAGGCGUUUUUUGCAGUUAUUGAUCAAAAUAACUUAUGUGCACUAUAAAGGUAUUUUCAAUAUUUAAGUUUGAGUACCCUUCUAAAAUCCUUCAGUAGGUCAUAAAGAAGGCCCAUAAAAAAUUUGGCGCUUUUAUCCGC